Molecule: messenger RNA, 1554 nt
Organism: Entrophospora sp. SA101
Lineage: Eukaryota; Fungi; Glomeromycota; Glomeromycetes; Entrophosporales; Entrophosporaceae
Source: the annotation of a GenBank genome assembly
AUGAUGAAUUGUCAAAAUUACUUGGAAAAAUGGGACAAUAAAAUUAAAAGAAAAAUUAAAUUGUUCACAAAAAUAAUAACACUUCAUAAAUCAUCAACUUCUUUUGAUGCUGAUGAGAUCAAACCUGAACACAUAUUAGAUAUAGACCCACCGAUCAUCCGUGGUAGUAGAAAGCAAGUAGUGCAAAAAUUGUAUGUAAGGGUAAGAAAAGUUGCAGAAAAAUCAAUCUCUUCUGGAUAUUGUCAACGUUCAACAGUAUUAUAUCUUAUAUCACAAUGGGGAGAAUAUAAUCUUAAAACUAUACUUGCUGAACGACCCGGACGUCUCAGUUGGUCGGAAAAAUUAUCUAUUUCUCAUGGAAUAGCGAAUGCAAUCAAAUUUUGUCAUGAUCAAAAUAUUUUGCAUUAUGAUUUACAAAGUGAUAAUAUAUUUUUGGACUUGCAUUUUCAACCGAAACUUUAUAACUUUCGCACAGAAAAAGAAUCACCGAUAAUAUUAAAGUCAGCUAAUGAUCCGGUUGAUGAAAGAUGGUCUGCACCCGAAAGACUUAAUGGUAAAGAAUAUACAAAGGCCAGUGAAAUUUAUAGUUUUGCGAUUGUUUUAUGGGAAAUUGCAACAAAUCAAUUGCCAUUUGAAAAUAUUACAUCAAAAGAAGAGUUGAGCACAAAAAUAAUCAUUGGUGAAAGGCCGACACCAAGAUCAGUUUCUGGGACACCAAAGAAACUUCAACAAAUGAUAGAACACGGAUGGUGCAACAGACCAAAUGAUAGACCAACAAUCGAAGAAAUGGUUCCUAUACUUGAUGCAUUGGAUUUUGCUUACAUUGCAAACAAAAAAGUUGAAACAGUUGAUGACGAAAUUUAUUUAUUGUUAUCAGCUGAUAACUCGGAUAGGAAAUCUAUAAUAUCCAAUGCAUCAUCAAUAUAUGACGCAGAUAUUGAAUAUUACAUGCCAACCAAUUUACCUGAUACUGAAGACCAACAACAAUAUAAACAGAGAUCAAAAAAACAAUUAAAUCCGUUCAAUAAAAAGAAUUACGAUAUCCAAAAGGCGAUUCAAUUUCACAAGGAUAAAUCAUACAAAAAAGCAUGGAAGAUUUUCAGUGAUUUAGAAAAAAAUAAUUCUACACCUGAAACAAAAUUCUGGGUAGGAUUUUAUUAUUAUAAAGGAUAUCACGAAGGUAGAGAUGGGAGGCCGAAUGCUAAAGAAGCUACGAAAUAUUUGUGCGAGGCAGCAAAAUUAGAUCAAAUAGAUGCACAAUAUUGGUAUGCAAAUAUGAUACUAAAUGGUAGUUUAGUAGCAAAAGAACAGGAUAACGAGAGAUUUAAAGUAGCAUUGGAAUAUUUGAGACAUGCUGCCAAGUUAAAUCAUCCCUUGGCAUUAAGAAUGUUGGGAGGAAUUAUCAAAAAAGGUCAAUAUGGAAUGAAAUUUGAUCGUAGUGUAGGCAAAGAUAUGGUUGAAAGAAGUAAAAGUCUUUAUUGCUCAAUUAACAUCAAUAAGAAUAAUGAAGAUCAAAAUACAAUAAGGUCAAAAAUACAUAGAUUUAGUAAUUAA